AUGGCGUGCCACUUGACUCCCUCUCUCAUCCUCCUUCUCUCCCUCCUUACUCUCUCCUCACCACACCUCGAUAACGGCGGCGGAGAAUGGGGUCUCCUCCAUCGAUCAGUGGGCAUCUCCGCCAUGCACAUGCAGCUCCUACACAACGACAAAGUGAUCAUCUUCGACCGCACCGACUUCGGCCCCUCCCAACUGACCCUCCCCUUCGGCAAAUGCCGCCACAACGACGAAGUCAUUUCCGAGGACUGCACCGCCCACUCCAUCCUCUACGACGUCGCUUCCAACACCUACCGCCCCCUCAUGGUCCUCACCGACGUCUGGUGCUCCUCCGGCGCCCUCAGCCCCGACGGCUCCCUCAUCCAGACCGGCGGCUUCCACGGCGGCGACCACAAGGUCCGCACCUUCACCCCCUGCGACGACGAGCUCUGCGACUGGAUCGAGCUCCCCCAGAACCUCUCCGUCCAGCGCUGGUACUCCUCCGACAGCAUUCUCCCCGACGGCCGCCUGAUCGUCGUCGGCGGCAGAAAGGCCUUCAGCUACGAGUUCUUCCCCAAGAACCCUCAAGAUUCCGUUUUCUACUUCCGUUUCUUGGUCGAGACCACCGAUUUCAAGGAGGAGAACAAUCUCUACCCCUUCCUGCAUCUCCUCCCCGACGGUAACCUCUUCGUCUUCGCCAAUCAGCGCUCCGUUUUGCUGGAUUACAAAAUCAACAAGGUUCUACGGCAUUUCCCGCCGAUUCCGGGAGAGAAGAGGAGCUAUCCGGCGACCGGAUCGUCGGCGAUGCUUCCGAUCAGGCUGAGCCCGCAGAUCUCCGCCGUGGAGGUCAUGGUGUGCGGCGGCGCGAUGGGCGGCGCCUACACGAAGGCCGCGGAGGGGAUCUACGUGGCAGCUUCGAGGACGUGUGGCCGCUUACGUGUCACGGAUCCGGAUCCGGAAUGGAGAAUGGAGUUCAUGCCCAUGGGUCGGGUCAUGCCCGAUAUGAUCGUUUUACCAACCGCUGACGUCAUCAUUCUCAACGGAGCCGGAAAGGGAACCGCCGGGUGGGACUCGGCGGUUGACCCGGUUUUGCACCCGCUUCUCUACCGCACGAACGAGCCCGACGCGAGGAAGAGAUUCAGUGUGCUGAAUCCCACCACAAUACCGAGGCUGUACCACUCAGCAGCCACGUUGCUGCCAGAUGGCAGGAUUUUAGUGGGGGGAAGCAACCCGCACGUGCUGUACAAGUUCACAGGCGUAAGGUACCCCACGGAGCUCAGCCUGGAAGCCUUUUCGCCACCCUACUUGGGAUCGGCGCGCACGCAUCUCCGCCCUUCGAUUCUGUCGGUGGAGGGCUCCGCAGAUGGGUUGACCAUAUCCUACGGCCAGAGAUUCUCCGUGACGUUCAGUUUGAUGGUGGAGCCUGAGGGGGAGUUCACGGUAACAAUGGUUGCACCCGCCUUCAACACACACUCCUUCGCCAUGAAUCAAAGGCUGCUGGUGUUGUACGUUGCCGAUGUACAACAGGUGUAUUCUCUCACGCACCGGGUUAUUGUGCAUGCGCCUCCGACUGCUAACGUUGCACCCCCGGGGUAUUAUAUGGUGUUUGUGGUGCAUCACGGAGUCCCUAGCCAUUCUGUUUGGAUUAGAAUUAAAUAGUUAUGCUCCAUAGCAAAUUCAUUCCACGCAUGGAUUCUUCAUUUUCAAAUUGCUUGAUAAAUAAUUCAUUCAACGAAAUUAUGAAUAUUAUGUAAGUUAACUUCCUGUUGUUGUUAAUUGUUUCAUAUGAUCAAUUUAUCUGAUC
Messenger RNA from Salvia hispanica, 1780 nucleotides. The record is from RefSeq and is a predicted model, not a curated record. NCBI's taxonomy places the organism in Eukaryota, Viridiplantae, Streptophyta, Magnoliopsida, Lamiales, Lamiaceae.